Molecule: messenger RNA, 738 nt
Organism: Phytophthora sojae
Lineage: Eukaryota; Oomycota; Peronosporomycetes; Peronosporales; Peronosporaceae
Product: necrosis inducing-like protein NPP1 type
Exons: 2
Coding region: 1-738 (245 amino acids)
Source: RefSeq, a predicted model, not a curated record
AUGAACUUCCGCGCGCUCUUCCUAUCUACUGUCGCUGUCGGAAUCGCCACCGCGGACGCUGCUUCCAUCGCAUACGACAAAGUUGCGCCGAUAGCUCAACCCGAGGCUGUCACGAUCUCCGAGAAGGCUGGCGUCAAGUUUAAGCCCCAACUCUUCGUGGACGGAGGCUGCACUUCGUUCCCCGCCGUGAACGCUGCCGGUGAGACGAGUAACGGAGGGAAUUAUGGCUGCGUUAAGGCUCCUCUAGGCUCGCAGGUCUACGGACGGGCCACCUGGUACAAGGACGUCUGGGCCAUCAUGUACGCGUGGUACUAUCCGAAAAGCUUCUUUGCGAGUAUUGGUACGGGGACCCACGACUGGCAGAAUGCGGUAGUGUGGAUCGACAACCCGGCGGUAGCUUCCCCCAAGAUCCUCGCUCUGUCGACGUCGAAGAAGUCCGAGACCGAUUACAUGAAGCCGACCAUUACGACCGAGACGUUCAAUUCAGCCUCCAACUAUGAUAAAGCUAAGGCUCCGAUCCAGAACGUCAACGGCACCAGCGUCAAGCUGGUGAGCACGAGCAUUCUCGGGCCGAUGUUCUUGAGAUCAACACCGGAAGCAGGUGAGUUUCAAGACCUUAUCAUGUGGAACCAACUCCCCGAAGAAGCACGAGCGGCUCUCUCUGGGAAAGAUAUCGGCGACGUGCCAUUCAGCGACGCUAAUUUCCAGAAGAAGCUCGGAGAAGCCUGGCCGUUUUAA